Molecule: messenger RNA, 285 nt
Organism: Cavenderia fasciculata
Lineage: Eukaryota; Evosea; Eumycetozoa; Acytosteliales; Cavenderiaceae
Exons: 2
Coding region: 1-285 (94 amino acids)
Source: RefSeq, a predicted model, not a curated record
AUGACUAUCAUCGAUUUUUGUAUAAAUGUUGUUUAUUUAUUUAUUUAUUUAUCUCUCCUCUCUUUUACACAAACUAUAAAUAUAUCGGUUAUCUCAGCACUACUACUACUCAACAACAAACAUGCAUGGCUUUCUUGUUCACUAAAAAAAAGUUGUCGGGGAAUGAGCAGACAACCAGGCGCAAUUGCUGAUGCAAAAGAUAUCGACUCAAAAACAGACCCUUCAAUAUCUGCUUCCUCUCUCAUCACUCUCUCUCUGUCUUGUUCACAACAACAACCACACUGA